AUGGACGAUUCCAUGAAUUUUGUACCAUCCGGAUCAGGAACUUUGCAUACGAGUAAUAGCAGUAGAUCACUGCCGUCUGCGAUCGCUUCUGCAUCUGCAGUCUCAGCGACAUUAGCAACAGCUGCAGCAACCGUAACUCCGACACCCCAGCUCUCAUCCCUAUCACAGUCCUCAUCAGCCAUUGAUUUACGACUGAAGUUGAGCGCUCAUUCGGAUUCAGUUGGUGCUCCAUCAGGGACGGCAUCAACGACUGCGAUACGUUUCUAUGAUAUCCAACACCAGUCAGCAUCCGCUUCUGGAUCUGUUUGCAUUGGUGGCCAACAAGGCAAUCGCGAUUGCUAUUCACAGUCCGGCCAGUGCACAGACUAUUUAGAUGGACAGCACUCACAGCAAGUGCUGAACAGUCUGAAUCGUUUUCGAUUGCACAAUUUUAUGUGUGACAUCGAAAUUGAGGUCGAAGGAAAUAUUUUCGCUGCUCAUCGUUGUGUGCUAGCAGCGGCAAUCCCGUACUUCAACUCAAUGUUCAUGUCGGAUAUGCGUGAAGCUCGACAAAAACGAGUCGUCAUCCAGGAUAUCCCAGCCAAUGCAUUCCGACAACUUCUUGAAUUUGCCUAUACAAGCCAUGUGAGUAUCAGCGGUGAUAAUGUACAACAGCUUCUUUACACAGCCAGCAUUCUACAGAUGGAUACAGUUUGUGCAGCAUGCCAGAGUUUUCUGAUUCAAAACCUGACCAUAUUGAACUGCUUAUCAAUCAGACAGUUUGCCGAGCAGUACAAUUGUGUGGCACUUUUAUCAUCGGUGGAUGACUUUGCAAUGGAACACUUUGCGGAACUCCGUAAGCUACCUGAAUUUUUAAUGAUACCAAUUGAACAUUUACUGGAUAUGUUACGGAGUAGUGAUUUGAAAGUGAACAACGAACAAGAAGUAUUCGAACUAGCAAUGGAAUGGGUAGGGAAAGCUGAACAAGAGCGUAAAAAGCAUCUGCCCGAAAUUCUGGCCAAUAUUCGACUGCCUCUAUUGCCGAUCACGUAUUUCUUGAAUGAAGUCAUCAAGCAUCCACUUGUUGUGGAGAAUGUUCGUUGUCGUGACCUGGUCGGCGAAGCGAUGAGCGAGAUAAUGCGCACUCGAUUAACGUCGAACAUCCCGGCCACAACUCCUCCACUUUAUCCAUCAGAAUCCUCCUAUACCACAUCCUGUUCAUCAACACAGUCUCUGAAUACAAUUUCCACUACUCUAAACUCUACAGCUCCUCGGAGUUUCACCUUAUCAACUAGUGGUCUUCUUCCAGAACAGGGUGAAGAAAUGCAACAAGCGAAUAGUUCCAUUAAGAAAAUAUCGAAAGUUUCUGCGCAGCAGACAAAUCUAUGGAGUAACUGCCGACCAAGAAAGAGUGCAGCUGGUGUAAUAUUUUGCGUCGGUGGUCGAGGAACAUCUGGAGAUCCGUUUCGUUCUGUGGAAGCGUUCGAUUGGCGUCGUAAUCGCUGGUUACCAGUCAGCGAUAUGAAUGUUCGCAGAAGGCACGUUGGCGUUGUGAGUGCUCAAGGGAAACUCUACGCAAUCGGUGGUCACGACGGAACGAAUCAUUUGGAUUCAGCGGAGUGUUUCGAUCCCGAAACAAAUAUGUGGCAUACAGUCGAGUCGAUGGACACUCAUCGCAGAGGGAUAGCCGUUGGUGCAUUGGAAGGUGCGAUAUAUGCUGUGGGGGGUUUGGAUGAUACGGCUUGUUUCCAGACAGUGGAACGUUAUGAUAUCGAGUCGGAUAAAUGGUCAUCGAUUGCACCGAUGAAUGUUCAGAGAGGUGGUGUUGGUGUGGCUGCGUUAGGAAAAUAUUUGUUUGCUGUUGGUGGUAACGAUGGUACAUGUUCACUGGAUUCAUGUGAACGCUAUGAUCCGCUUCUGAACAAAUGGAAAAUGGUGGCUAAUAUGCAGCAUCGAAGGGCUGGUGCUGGUAUAACGGUGCUUGACGGAUGUCUGUAUGCGAUUGGUGGAUUUGAUGAUAACGCUCCACUGCCGUCGUGUGAGCGAUACAAUCCCGAAGAUAACUCAUGGACUUUACUUGCUCAAAUGUCAUGUCCCCGAGGUGGAGUGGGUGUGGCGGCAAUGGGUGGACGAGUCUAUGCGAUCGGAGGGCAUGACGGGGUUAGAUAUCUGAAUUCAGUUGAAGCCUAUGAACCACUCACAAACCAGUGGACUCCAGUGGCAUCGAUAAGUCAGUGCAGGGCUGGUGCGGGCGUAGCAUGGGCCGACUGUCGUGUGGAUUGUUUGUUGCGUCCUCCGUCGAUGGCGAUAUCCAAAGAUAGUGGCUGUGCUCCAUGCCUCACGGGCGUUGCACACUGUGUUUGA
Anisakis simplex (herring worm) is the source of this 2343-nucleotide messenger RNA. The record is from the annotation of a GenBank genome assembly. NCBI's taxonomy places the organism in Eukaryota, Metazoa, Nematoda, Chromadorea, Rhabditida, Anisakidae.